Molecule: messenger RNA, 1888 nt
Organism: Suillus bovinus
Lineage: Eukaryota; Fungi; Basidiomycota; Agaricomycetes; Boletales; Suillaceae
Exons: 2
Coding region: 24-1517 (497 amino acids)
Source: RefSeq, a predicted model, not a curated record
UCUGAGUCCUGACUCUACCUGUGAUGCAUCAGGCUUUACUUGUUCCCGAAGUCCUCCUGGAGAUAUUAACCUACGUGAAUGAAAUAUCAUUUACUCAAACAACAUCGACUCAGAGAUCCCUUGCUGCUCUUGCAAGGACAUGUAGAAAAUUUUACGAGCCCGCGAUGGAUUUGCUGUGGGCUGAGAUCGAAGAGUUAGAACCACUGCUGGGCUGUGUAACGAGGUUACAUCCACUGAUAUAUCAUAGUGAUACAAGGUGGGGCGGGCCCUGGGCGAGAGGCAUCGAACCAUUAUCUGCCCAUGAGACCCGUCAAUUUUUGCGUCACUCCGCCCGUAUUCGCAAAUUGAACAUAGAUUUUGAUCAUCCCCACUUUCUCUCUCUUAUCCCUGCCGAGGCAUGCGUAUUCCCGAGGCUGAGGUCGUUAAAUAUUUCCACCAAAUAUUUGGACCUCUUUCUGCCUCACUCGCUGCAGCGGCUGUACCAAUGUCAUCUAUCCACUGUCAACCAAAGUCUGCAAGGGCCUUUUAUGAGACGUUGCACUGAUUUGGAGCACUUAUGCAUCUACACUCCUGAAAUGGGCGAUGAUGACAGCACGGCAAAUGAGCUGUCCCUGCUACUAUCCGAUCGGAUUCGUUGGUGCACGCGGCUUGUAACUCUGUCUUGUCCAAUGCUCGACUGGGCAACAUGGAAGCAUCUCUCCUCCCUCCCUACCCUUCUUGAAUUGUCAAUUGAUCAAGGGUGUAAUGACCCUCCUUCGCUGUUAAAACAAGAUAUCGUCGAUUUAUCACCAUUCCUUAGCAUCACGACUAUUUCCUUUCGACAGCUGUACGAUGCUGCACAUAUCAUCGCAGUCAUGCAACACUCGCAAUUCCCCUCGUUGAAAGAGUUCAGGUUCGAAGCCAACUAUCUGGGUUCAGAAGAGGCAGAGCAGCUCUUUCAUGCGUUGUCCAACUGCAAAGCGUUGCAGACUUUGGAAAAAAUCUCCAUUAUUGCUUAUGAUAGCAAAUUCCUGGACUCAGACGGUAUUUUGAAGCCAAUUCCGCAUUUCCUUCGCUUUAAACAGCUCCGGACCCUGGAGCUCAUAUUUUGUGAUUCCUGCAUCUACCUGGACAACGACAUUCUCUUGGAAGCCAUGUCUACUUGGCCGGAUAUCCACACUCUAGAGAUCACCAGCUCACAUGCCCUUCCUUCUUCAGUCACCCUCCAUGGAUUAUUCACAGCGCUCAGUCUAUGUCCACAAUUGCAUACACUGCGAGUUGCAAUCGAUAUUACCACUAUCGACAUCGAUCCUGAUGACGAUCCAAUACAACAUACCUCCCUACAAAAAGCGGAAUUGGAAAUAUACGAGUUUAUAACAGAUGCUGAAUCGCUCGCUCGCAUCAUUUUCGCGUGGCUUCCUUGUGUCGACCAAGUUCAAAGGGAGGACAUUUAUUGGGAUGAAGUCAACAUGCAUCUCAGAUCUUUGAAAGCGGCUGUUGGGCUGCAUGUCGUGGGAGCCUCCAGGCAUUAUCAUUGAGCUUGGAAUACGUUCGCCAUACACUGCCUUCAAGUUAUUUUGUUCUUUCGUCGUCGUUAUCGUCAACCGUUCAUAUAGUUGUUUCUCGUCUGAUCGUUAAACUGUAAUACCUCAACAAAAUUGUCAACAAGAAGUUCAGAACUCACCGGUUCACUGCAGGAUUAGUACAUAUUAUCAGCCUUUGGCGGGUCAAUUCAUCUUCUCGGCAGUCCACCACCGUUUUCUUCAUCAUGUAUACUUAUAUCUGAUUUUGAUCUCCAUGGUACUUACGAUCGACACGUUGCAGUUGGUUUGUGUAGAAGAACUUUGAUCUUUCUAUCAACGUUAAAUUUCUAUAAAGGACAAAUGGUCGUUGCUGAGUAAUCAAGCUC